This is a messenger RNA of Physella acuta, 3255 nucleotides long. Its product is annotated as GDP-fucose transporter 1. The record is from RefSeq and is a predicted model, not a curated record. Lineage: Eukaryota; Metazoa; Mollusca; Gastropoda; Physidae.
UGGGAUAGCUGCUGCCGUUUAACUUUCGUGAAGGCAACCGAGAUCGUGUCUGCGCUAGACAGUAGUCAGUAUAGAUUAGAAUCUACAUAAUAAGCUUUGGCCUACUUUACUUUGGCAUUGACAGUUGGUCAGAUUUAAAGUAAAGCGGAGGAUGUGGCAAAAUCCUCAAAGAGCUAUGAAUCGUGGAUUUAGUUAUGAUGACAGUAGCCGACGUGUAGGUUUCAAAAUGGAGUCCUUAGUAUCCAAGUAUAUUAAAAUCGCUGCAGUUGUAGCAGCGUACUGGGUGAUCUCCAUUUCUAUGGUAUUUGUUAAUAAGUACUUAUUAAGCAGUGAGGAUUUAAAGCUUGAUGCUCCCUUGUUUGUGACAUGGUUCCAGUGUGUGGUGACAGUUUUCUUGUGUGUAUUUUUAAGUGUUGGGGGACAAUUUUUUCCAGGCUAUGUGGCAUUUCCUGCAAUGAAAGUGGAAGCUAAACUUAUAAGAGCAACUUUGCCACUGUCUAUCAUAUUUGUCUGUAUGAUAACAUUCAACAAUCUUUGUUUGAAACAUAUUGGUGUUGCAUUUUAUUUUGUGGGCAGAUCUCUUACAACUGUAUUUAAUGUGAUUUUCACAUAUUUGAUGCUUCAGCAAACUACUUCUGCAAAAGCUUUAGCAUGCUGUGGUAUUAUAAUAGCUGGUUUUUUUAUGGGUGUAGAUCAAGAGGGAGAAUCAGGGACUUUAUCAAUCUUGGGUGUUAUCUAUGGAGUUGUAGCAAGUGCUUGUGUAGCACUAAAUGCCAUAUUUACAAAGAAGGUUUUGCCUUUGGUAGAUAAUAAUGUAUGGCGUUUAACACUUUACAAUAACAUCAAUGCCAGUAUUUUGUUUAUUCCAUUGAUGAUUUUAUUUGGAGAAGUUCAAGAAGUUUUUAGAUUUCCAUUUUUAAGUUCAGUCUCAUUUUGGAAUUGGAUGGUUAUCAGUGGAAUAUUUGGCUUUGCUAUUGGCUAUGUAACAGGCCUUCAGAUUCAGGUUACUUCACCACUGACACAUAAUAUAUCCGGAACUGCUAAAGCUUGUGCUCAGACAAUUUUGGCAUGCAUCUAUUACAAUGAUCAUAAAACAAACUUGUGGUGGGUUAGCAACAUGGUUGUGCUCUUUGGUUCUGGAGGAUAUACAGAAGUCAAACGCCGUGAAAUGAAACAACAACAUAAUGAAUCUUUAGCUGCUGUUCAAAAAAUGGAACAGAUAGUGACAGAGAUGGAGGACACAAAAACCCCGAAAACACCUUAUACUUGAAAAUCAUCUUACAAAUAUGACUAACAUCUUGGACAUACACAGAUGAUAGGUAUUUUAAAUCAAUAUAUAAACUAAUAUUUGUUUCUGUUCUAAAUUGUUAAGGUUGAUGGCUAAUGAGGAAUAUAAUGCAGAAAAAAAGUAGUAUGUACUGAUUUUUAUUCUCUGUGGAAUUAAUUGGUAAUGUAUAUUUUCAAAUUUAUAUCUGACAUUCAGUGAAUAUUUAGUUUUUACAUUCCAGUUUUUAAAUUAGAUUUGACUGUGCUGUUUUAUAUAUCAUUGAUAUGCAACUAAUACUUUUUAUUUAUGAAUUUAAAAAACUGCUUUGAUAAUUUAAUGGCUAACAUUAAUAUAAAUUCAGUAUUUGUCAAAUGUUUGGCUAUAAAAUGCUGUAUUAGAUGCCCUACCUAAUUUCUGUGGUUUAAUGGAUUAAAUUGCAACUAACAAAUUUGGUCAUUCAAUGUAAGAAAAAUGUAUUUUUAUAAGGCGUAUUUCCAUUUAUUGCGAGUUGUAGGCCUAUACUUUGUGUAAUAAAAGUGCUUAUCUUGUUGUUUUUUUUUGUAGUCAGGGUAGAUUAUUCUUAACUGUUCUAAUUUUAGCAACUGUGACAAAUUUUACUGAUUGACUUUUUAGUUGGUGCAUAAUUGUAACGAUGCGAAAUCAAGUUGGUUAAUAAUAUGAAUAAUACUAUAAUAAAAAUCUGCUUAAAAUCUGCAUUUUUAUAGUUAUUUAUUUCUAAAAAAAAUUUAAUGAAAAUUCUUCACAUUUAUUACUAUUACAUUUUUAAACCACUUUUUCUUUAAUAAUAAUAUACUAUAUUACUAAGCAAUGUAUAUACAUUAGACAUGUUUACCAACUUCACUUCAUAAAGGAAAAGUUAUAAAGUACUUCAUAUGCAACAAUGAAUGUAUAAAUAAAAUAUUUAUUAUUGUUGAGUUCCAAAAUUGUGUGAUCAAACAUAUCUAAUGCUAAAUGUUACAAAAACUAACUAUGAUUACUGUGAACAAGACAUAUUAUAGAAUGAAGAACUAGUAAACACUAAAAUAUGAAAUAUUUUUACAACAAAUAUUUUGCCCUAGGCGUACAGUUCAGUGAAAGAUAUUAUGACAAAAAAAUCAUAUAAAAUAGAAAGACUGUUCAAGAACAUUUUUUAAGUAUUUCACAUUUCAUACUUUAAUUUCUUUAGUGUGUAGAAAACACUACAAAACCAUGUUCCUAUACAAAAGCUUUAUAUAACCCAUAUUGUUAUUUUUUUACUUAUCAUAGUUGUUUGAAGUUAUUUGUAUCUACUUGCCAACUUACAAACUUACUUUUACAUUUUAUUCUUUGUUCACUUUUUAACAGAUUUUAAGUUUUAAAGAACAAAUCUCCAUGUUAUGCACUUUAUCUUCAAACUGAUACAUGUAUGAUGUAAUAAAAAUUAUGUGGUUUGUGGUCCAACAAAGCUUACUACUUCACAUUAAUUUCCUUUCUCUAUAAACUAUAAUUAGUAUUAAAUCAAAUUUUAAGCUACAUUAAAAAAAAAAAAAACCUUGAUUUUUAAAAAUGGAUUUCUCUGGAUUGAAAUUUAAUUUUUAAAAAGCCAUUUAUUUUUUAUUAGUUUGUAAGUUUUGACAGAUAGUCAAAAAAAAUUAUUUUACAAGUGUAUUAUUUUGUUAAUGUUAAUUAAAUCAGUUAAAGGAAGGAUUCCUUAAAUAAUCUUAUGCAUUAACUAAGUUGUCUGUUGUAAUUUUUAAUUUCUUCGUGUGUUAAUUUCACUUACUAUUGAUUAGAAAAAAGUAAAUAGGAUGUAUCAUAUGUACUGCUUUACAUGGAACAGCAUUCACUCACAGUUGCAAAAAAUAUUCUAUUACCAUAUGUUUAUAGUGUAUAGUAACAAUCACCUGUUACUACUUUUCAAAAGGUUUGCAAAUAAUACAUUUGUACUAGUAUUUUUUUUUAUACAUUGUGCUACACCUAACAUGAUUCCUUCCCCCCCCCCCCCCCCC